Gossypium raimondii (Peruvian cotton) is the source of this 1802-nucleotide messenger RNA. RefSeq names its product organic cation/carnitine transporter 7. Bases 123 to 1574 code for a protein of 483 amino acids. The record is from RefSeq and is a predicted model, not a curated record. Lineage: Eukaryota; Viridiplantae; Streptophyta; Magnoliopsida; Malvales; Malvaceae. Gene Ontology annotation, molecular function: transmembrane transporter activity. Gene Ontology annotation, cellular component: membrane. The transcript is spliced from 5 exons. Gene Ontology annotation, biological process: transmembrane transport.
CUAGUUGUUGUGUGUGCUUCACUGUUGUUUCUUGCUUCAUUUAUUGGUGAAAUAGGUGCAAUUGUUGGCCUAUAUACAUAUACACAUUAUAUUAUGACUAAUUCAUUUCUUGAAUUGCUUAGAUGGAUAAUGAACAGGUUGGUUUAUAUACGUUGGAUGAAGCCCUUGAAAGCCUGGGGUUCGGGAAAUUCCAAGCAUUUGUUCUUGCAUACGCGGGGCUGGGUUGGUUUGCUGAAGCCAUGGAAAUUAUGAUUCUUUCCUUCAUCGGACAAGCUGUUAAGUCAGAGUGGGGACUUUCCUCGAGUCAGGAGAGCUUGUUAAGCACCAUUGUGUUUGCUGGUAUGGUAAUUGGAGCCUACGGAUGGGGUACUAUAUCGGAUACGUACGGAAGGAGGACAGGUUUUCUUACUAUAUCUAUUGUAACUAGUGGAGCUGGAUUCUUGAGCACAUUCUCUCCAAACUAUUUAUCACUUGUUAUUCUUCGAGGUUUCGUUGGUUUUGGCCUUGGUGGCACAUCUGUAUUCUUAUCCUGGUUUCUGGAGUUCGUUCCAGCUUCUAGUAGAGGCAUGUGGAUGAUUGUAUUUUCAACUUUUUGGACAUUUGGAUCAAUUUUUGAGGCAACUCUUGUUUGGAUUGUCAUGGCUAAAUUAAACUGGAGGUGGGUACUUGCAUUGUCAUCUGUGCCAUCUUUUGUUCUGCUUUUUUUGUAUGGUGUUGCACCUGAGUCUCCAAGAUACCUAUGCAUGAAAGGUAGGACGGGUGAUGCACUUCGAAUCCUAGAGAAGAUAGCUUCAGUGAACCGAACAAAAGUUCCUGCUGGUGUCUUAAUUUCUAGUAGAUCAACUGACAAGGCUGAAGAGUCUACCCCGUCAGAAGAUAGGAUCCCAUUACUCCCCUCACUGAGUAAAAGUAGCAUGCAAUCAAAAUUAGGCUUGUCGUCAUUUUUUAUGCUUUUCUCGUCAAAAUUAAUUAAAACAACUGCGCUCCUAUGGGUAUUAUUAUUUGGAGAUUCAUUUUCGUAUUAUGGUAUCAUAUUGCUUACCUCAAAGCUAAGUAGUGGAGAAAGUGGGUGUUUCCCAACUUUUCAAAGCAGUGGAUAUCUCCUAGGUGAUAGCCUCUAUGUAAAUGCAUUCAUCACUAGUAUCGCAGAGCUUCCUGGGCUUUUUUUGUCAGCAUUAUUGGUCGAUAGGGUUGGCCGCAAGCAGACCAUGUCAAUUAUGUUUGGCUUAGCAUUUAUUUUCCUUCUUCCACUACUAACACGUCAGUCUGCUGUUUUAACUACUUGCUUAUUAUUUGGAGCUCGCAUGAAUGCCAUGGCAACCUUUACUGUCGCCUCUAUAUAUGCCCCUGAGUUAUAUCCAACCUCGGUGCGGACAACAGGUGCAGGAGUUGCAAGUGCUGUGGGAAGAAUUGGCGGUAUGGUAUGUCCUCUUGUUUCAGUGGCACUGGUGAAUGCGUGCCAUCAAACAGAAGCUAUUGCUAUAUAUUUGGCUGUUAUAGUUGUUUCACUAGUUUGUAUUCAACUCUUCCCCUAUGAUACUAAAGGACGAGAACUUAGUGAUACUGCGUCCUGAUAAUAAGUAAUUGGUUUCUUAAGACAAGUUCAAUUGUGCUGUAGGUGAGUACUGCGAAGAUGCUAUGAUUGAGCUCUUCUUGCCAAUUAUACUGUAAAAAGUAUACUGGUCAUUGUUAUGUACAUUUUCCUACGACAUAAAUGUUAAAAGGGAAAAGAGGAAAAACACUAAUCAAUGGUGGUUGUAUUUCCUUUUGCAAAAAAAAACUAUACUAGCUUUUGCAGAUGA